Molecule: messenger RNA, 3636 nt
Organism: Schistosoma mattheei
Lineage: Eukaryota; Metazoa; Platyhelminthes; Trematoda; Strigeidida; Schistosomatidae
Source: the annotation of a GenBank genome assembly
AUGUCAAGUGGUGGGGCAACUAGUGUAGUGACGAUGAAAGCAACCGCAGCUGCAUUCCCACAGUCCAAUUCACAAGCACAAAAACAGCAUUCACAAAAUAAUUUACAACCAACAAAUGUGUUUGAUCAACAAAUUCAGUUACAACAGCAACAGCAUCAACAACACCAGCAACAUUUGUUACAACAACAACAACAACAAUUACAGCACAAUCCAAGUCAGCAUUCUCAAUUGCAUCGACUAUCUCAGCCACAUUUAUCUGCAUCAAUUCAUCCUGUUCAAUCGAUUGCUCAAAAUGUUGUUGCUGCCAGUGGUCAUUCAACUCAUCCAAGUGUCUUUCCAAAUGCUGAAUUUUUUCAAACAUUACAACAAACUGCCGCAGCGGCUGCAUUACCAACUGUAUUACCAUACGAUCAAUCACAAUAUAUUGGUCAAUUAAUGUAUUUCCCUUAUCCCACAGCUGCUGCUGCUGCCGCAAAUGGAUUGUUCAAUACUGGACAAUCAAAUGAUACUACUACUCAUCAUAUGUCGAUUGGUUCGUCUACACCUGGUGGUAGUGGUGCUGGUAAUCAAGCAACAAUUAUUAAUCAAGCAUCGUGUCAUGCUACAGCUGGACAAUUAUUAACUGGUGGACUUGUAUCAGCCACACCUAGCGGAAUGAUGACUUUGAAUAAUGCUACUGGUUCGAAUCAAGUCAAUAAUGCUAAUCAUCUCUUUGCAUCUGGAGCAGGAUUAGUUGGAAUUGGUGGCAGUGGCGUCGGUGGUGCAGCCGGUUCAAAUGCGGUUUCUGUGUCUAAUUCCGCUUCUUUAGCACCUUUAUUUACAACUGCUCAUUUUUAUCCACACCAUCAUACACAGCAAACAGGUCAACAACCGCCACAACAACAGUUUCAAAUUCAUCAUUCAUUACAACAACCGCAUCAUCCACAUACAUCUGUACAUAUGCAACAUGUUCAAACACUUACAGGUCAUCCAGGUGUCCAUCUACAACAACAACAACAACAGUCGACCGCCGCUGUUGCUGCAGCAGCAGCAGCUGCUGCUGCCGCCACUGUUCUAUUGCCAAGCUCCAUAUCGUCAGCAUCACAACUUAAUAUGCUAUCCUCUCAACAAACUCAUCAACCGGUGCAUUCAACUUCACAAAAUCAUUCAAAUCAUAAUAAUAAUAGUAAUAAUAAUAAUGAAAAUUUACAAAAAACUGAAGAAAAAUUACAAUCUACUACACCAGUGCAUACACCACAAAAACAGUCUGAUCAAGAACUAUUAUCCCAGUCUACUCAACUAGGUACACCAUCUCAAGGAAAUAAUAGUAGUUUGGAUGCUAGUUCAACUACAGUGAAACGUGAUAACAAUGGUACAGGACAUUUUGUAUGCGGUGUAUGCGGUCGAGAAUUCGGUAUGCGAUGUCGUCUUAUCGCUCAUACUCGACGUCAUACUGGUGAACGUCCUUUUCCUUGUGCUGAUUGUGGACGAGCUUUUUCAGAUAGAGGAAAUUUACAACGUCAUCGUUAUACUCAUUCAAGUCAACCAAGAUUUCAUUGUACAGUUUGUGGAAAAUCUUUCCGUCAAGCUUCAUGUUUAUCAAAUCAUCGACGUUUUCAUUGUGCUGGAGCUACAGGUCGUCCUUGUCCUUUCUGUCAACGUUCUUUCCGUUCUUCGUCCAGUCUUCAGAUGCAUAUUCGGUGGAAACAUCGUGCUGAUGCUGCGGCAGCUGUAGCAGCAGCUGCGGCCGCCGCUGCAGCUAACGGUUCAUCUUCACUUUCUGAAGCAUUCACACAUUUACCAGGAUUAACAUCAUAUGUUACAACUGCAACAGUUAACGGAAUUCCAACAAUGUCUCUAAAUGGAAGUGAUCUUCAAAAUGAAACCCUCAUGUCUUCCACAUCCCUUGCUUCUUCAAAUGUGAAUAGUAGUAAUGUUUCCAGUCUUAUGGCUCCUAUCACUAGUAAUAAUGGUGGAAGAAUGGAUUCUAUUUUAGGUACAACAACAACGACAACUAAUAUUGGGUCGCCGAAUAAAAGGAAAUGGCGUCGAAAAUCUAAACCGAAACAAGCUCAAAACGCGUUUGGAAAAUUGACUGGUGAUGGAUUGAAUUUAUUAGCUGGGAUUAAUUUAAGUGAAGGCAUCGAUGUUAAUGCUGCUGCAGCUGCUGCUGGAGCGGCGGCUGCUGCUAUCGGUGGUCCAGUUCCAUUAGAUCGUAAAGGUCGUCCAUGUAAUUAUCCUUGUCCUGCUUGUCCACGUCGUUUCGCUUUCCAAUGUCGUCUUGCUGCACAUCUUCGAUGUCAUACUAAUAUUCGUCCAUUUAUUUGUAUUGAUUGUGGUCGUGCAUUCACACAAAGAGGUUAUUUAGUUCGUCAUGCAGCUGUUCAUAAAUUAGAUAGACCAUUUUCAUGUGGAUUAUGUGAUCGAUCCUAUAAACAUUAUGGUUCAUUAGUAAAUCAUCGACGAACUCAUAGUAAAAGUAGUGGUAAUGCAACAAAUCUUGGUAAUCUAAAUCUUUUAUCAAAUUUAGGAACAAUUACAUCAACCAAUAUUGGGACAUUAUCUAGUUUAGAAGAAGUAGUCAGUGGUGCAUUAGGUCAAUCACAUAAAACUGAUUCAACAUCAGAUACAAUGAAUAAUCAAUCAACUACAACCAUUACAUUAUUACCAGUUAGUAAAGUUGAAGAAAUUUUACCCGGUGAUCUUAAUAGUUCUAUUCAACAAGUAUGUUUAUCAUCAGGCAGUAAUAUAUUAACUGUUUCUGAGGGUCAAGAACAACAGCAACAUAAUUCAGAACAAGUAACAUCUCAUCAGCUUACUGCCACUGCAGUAUGGCCAAUUUUAGCCACAGGUGGUGGCGGUGGUAGUGUUGGUAUUAAUCAUGUUUCACAAGCUCAAUUAAUUCCUUCCUCUAUUGUACAGCAACAAUCAAGGCAAGCUAUGGUUUCUGGUUCACAUUUCUCUACUAUAACGAUCUCACCUACACAAUUAGCUCAACCUAAUCAACCGUCUUCAUCAUCAUCUCAACAACAACAACAAUUACCACUUGUAACCGCCCCACGACCACCUCACUUAAGUCAAUCAACCAGUACAACUAUGUUAUCAACUGCUAGUGUAAUAGCUGGUAAUGGUGGUACAUCUGCUCCUACAUUUGUAACUCUUCCUUUAUUCAAUGGUUCAAUACAAAAUAACUUGACAGAAUCUGAUAGAUCUAUUAUUAAUGGUCAGUUAACUCCUCAUUCACAUCAUCAAUUUCAUUGUCCAACAAGUACAUUGUCCGAUUCAUCACAACAACAACAACAUCAUAUUCAAAUUGCACAAACAACGGCAACAUUACAACAACAACAACAACACAUUCAAGCAAAUAAUUCAACUACACGAGUAAGCGGUGUCGAUUCAAAUAAUAAUAAUACAGCUCCAGUACUACAUGUACUACAACCAUCACCGAGCAUUUUCUUCUCACCGUACUAUCUACCACAUUCGGCAGCAUCUCAAAUGUAGACACAUACUCACACACUUGCAUACAUACAUGAAAGCAACAGUUGAACUUUGGUAGAAUUUAUUCUUGCUAAUACAAAACAUCUAUGUAUCCACUUAUAUAAAUGUAUUUAUAUGCAUGACUAUAUAUAUAGCUCAAAUAGUGAUGCAACACACUGG